AUGUCUUCUGACCGUCCUUCCAAAGGAGAUGCUUGCUUUGAUUGUGGGUCAAGUAACCCUACAUGGGUCAGCCUUACCUAUGGCGUAUUCCUGUGCAUAGAUUGCUCUGCUAUACAUAGGUCUUUAGGAGUCCAUCUAAGCUUCGUUAGAUCAACUCAAUUCGAUGCAAAAUGGACAUGGAUUCAACUUCGUGCGAUGCAACGCUUAUUCUUUAGCCAACAUGGCUGUCAGAUAACUGAUGCGCAACAUAAAUAUCAGAGUAUGGCUGCAAAAUUGUAUAAAGUUCAAUUGGAAAAGAUGGCAGUCGAAGCUAUGAAGACGUGUGGAACUAAGGUACUUAAUCCUGCCUAUUUUCUACUUAAGAUUUUUCCUCAAGCCCACGAAGAGAAGGCAAAAGAAGAGCAAGAUUUUUUUGAAUUAAACACUGAUAAAAACACAGAAAAUAUUUCUGGGAUGACUCUUAGCGAUCCACAAAGCGACGACUUGACCAAUCUAGGCAUUCAAAAAGUCUGUACAUCUGACUUUUCUGUGCAGAAAAAGUCAUUCGCCAAAAAGGUAAGACCAUCUUCAUGCGUUGGAAAACGGGGUGGUAUAGGGGCUGCUAAAGUUAAAGUCGACUUUGUCGCUAUAGAGGAGGCGGCGGCGCACGCAGAUCUGGAAGCAAAGAAGCAUGAAUCUGUUUGUACGCAAAUAAAAAAGGAUGAUACUGAUGAAGCUAAAAUGUAA
Protopolystoma xenopodis is the source of this 726-nucleotide messenger RNA. The record is from the annotation of a GenBank genome assembly. NCBI's taxonomy places the organism in Eukaryota, Metazoa, Platyhelminthes, Monogenea, Polystomatidea, Polystomatidae.